AUGGAGUCUACCGUUAGCAGCGGUGAUCCGUUGCCAUGUGGCGUAUCCAGAGACGACGACGACGACGACGGUUUCUCUUCUUCUGUUGAUCCGAAAACCUUACCCGUUCCGGUUCCUGUUGAUCCGAAACUCGCCGCUGAUCCGUUGCCAUGUGGCGUAUCCAGAGACUACGACGACGAUGAUGUCUCUUCUUCUGUUGAUCCGGAAACCUUACCUGUUCCAGCAGCGGUUGAUCCUGGCAAGGUGGGUGCUAAAUCCGGCCAGUCUUCCCCUGUGAAAACCUUCCGACUUCGCCCCAAAAAGUAUCUUUCUCAUGAUAUCCACCUCGACAACGGUGGGGAAAUCGUGAAUCCUGACAAAAUUUGGUAUGAGUAUGAGGAACUGUCUACUGAUCAGGAGUUUACUAGCUGGAAUUUGUCUUUACUAGAGCCACGUGGAUAUGAAUUUGAGUUCGGAUUCCCAAUUUUUGGUUUUAUCUUUGGGAGAGGAGAGGUUAUGGUAGCCGUUAAUCAUUCCAAACACGGAUUCGUCCCCAACAUUAUUGCGCUUAGUUCUCACAUGAUUGCCACAGUCACUGGCGAGGAUACUUCGUUGCUGUCUCAUUUGAAAUGGAAGUGCUACCAGUGGGAACAGCAGCAGGGAAAACGAAUUCCUGCUCUUAAGGCAGCAGAAUUGAUGGCCGAGGCUCUGACUUCUCGCGGGGAUGUGGGACUGAUUGCUGGGUGGGAGUAUGGGUGGGACAGUGACUAUGAAAUGGGUCCUCAAUUGUAUCGAGUUGACCGUACAGGGUUAAUUAUCAAAGGUAGAAGGUUGCCUUCUGGAUCAGGAGUUCCACUUGCUUAUGCCUUCUCAGACGUGGAUGAGCUGAUUGAUAUGAAAUGGAGGGUGGCUGCUCAUGAGCCUAACAAGUAUUUUCCGGCUUUUCCAUAUGAUGAGAAAUAUAAGGACUGGUCUGUUUGGUCUCUAAACGAAGCUGCUUGGUUUGCCGGAAAAGUGAUAGGCGAGGUUGCAUCUGAUCCUCGUUAUGGCGGUGCUGGUUUCAUUAGUGUGUACCAUGUAGGACCUGCUGAGUGGUCGACGGUCAGUUAUGGCAGAGGUGUAGAACCAUUCUUUUAG
Molecule: messenger RNA, 1116 nt
Organism: Oldenlandia corymbosa var. corymbosa
Lineage: Eukaryota; Viridiplantae; Streptophyta; Magnoliopsida; Gentianales; Rubiaceae
Source: the annotation of a GenBank genome assembly